CUCUGAUGCUCUCCCUGGCGUAAGGCGUGGAGGCUGGGUUCUAUUCGCGAUAACGAGGUUAAUACAUGAAAAUGAACGUCACUAUGGCAACAGAAUCAAACGCUAGUUAGCAGAAAAAGAUGGCGGUUGGGGAUGGAGGAGUCGACGAAGUUGUUGAACAGCUGAUAAAUACCGCUUCUGCCUUAGGGAGUACCACUAUUGACCUCAGCAAGAAAAGAUUGACACAAUUUCCUGCAGAAGUACUUAAUCUACAUCAAUUGGAGUUUUUGUAUUUAGAGGGAAAUGCAAUAAGCUCCUUGCCAGAAGAGUUGUUUGAUUGCUUACCAAACUUGAGAUGGCUCGACUUGAGGAACAACCGAAUAACGGACAUUCCUCCCAUCAUUGGAAAACACAGAAAUUUGAGAAAUUUAUUAUUGGAAGGAAACACCAUAGAAUCACUUCCAUUAGAGCUAGGCUUAGUAAAGAGUUUAUCAGGACUCAAUAUUUCCAGCAAUCCACUUGAAUUUCCUCCUUCAUUUAUUGUGGAAAAAGGCACUCAGGAAGUACUCAAGUUUCUUAGAGAACAGUACUUGUUACAACUGCAAGAAAGAGGAGCUGUCCUGGUGGAAGAGCACCCAGAAUCUUCAUCUAGUGAAGAAUUAAUGUUUGCUUCAACGCAAGACAAUGAAAUCACAGGGGAAAGAGAGCGCGUGGAUCAAGUUGAAAACGAAAGAAACAUUAAAGCGGAUAGAGCUUUCAAGCUUCCGCCAAUAAUCCAAGCGGCAGCAGCGAGACCGAAAAAUCGCUCAGUUGACGAGUCGGAAGGUAACUUGCUUAGAGGACAAAAAGCUCGGAAAUUUGAACAGGAAAAGUCAACGCGAAUUUUUGAACAGAAGUCGCCAGUGAGGACGAUGAAGCACGAAGCAACAUCACCGAGGAAAGUUGUUUCGUUUUAUGGUUCUGGGAUGAAGGACGGGAAAGUUCAGCUGGAACCCUUGGAGGGAAAACGGCGGAAGGGUGAACAAUCAGAUAAACACUUGGAAACUUCGAACAGGAGUUUAGAAUUAGACAAAAAUUUGUACAUUGUGGAUAGCCAUCAUAAUGGAAGAAGAGAUAAAAGCGAGAAAUUGAAGAGAAGAAGACGGCCGAAGCCUGAAAACCCUCAGAAAAGUUUGCCUGUAGUAGGAAGCUUUGAAAGUCACAGCGAUGUAGUUGUGUCGACUUCGGGUCCAGACUUAAGCAAGGUCAAGGAAACUGCCUCUGUGGAACUCCAGAAAGAAAUACCAAUUGUGGACGAAAAAACUCAUAAUGAAACUAAAAAAACUAAAAAUCUCGAAUAUUCAGGUGCUCACGGAUUCGACAGCAAAGGGUCAAAGCCAUUGUCUGUGUUCGAAGGUGACAUGGUGGCUGUUAGGGUGCCUGAGAAGCUGUACAUCAAAGGACAGCCUUGUCUGGGUAAAGUAACAUCAUCAGUAGACCAUCAGGGAUUAUUCACUAUACACUAUUUUACGGGUAGUUAUGGAGGCCGAUGGAGACCCAUGAUGAGUCGAACCAGCCCAUAUCUGAGAAAGGUGACCGCCGAUAACAUUCUGUGCAAGUUUAAGCUGACAACUGAUGGCCGUAUGUCGCCUAUCACCCAGAAAAAGUUAAGAACCGUUGUUGACGAUCAAAGAAAUGAAAACAAUGACCCAAAAUGAGGCAGAGUUCUGGGAAUGAGCUACCAAUGAACCGAAAAGUUUCUAAGAAAGGAAAACAGUGCAGUUGCACUAAGAACAACUUCCGCUUUUAGGAGGAGCAAAUCAACGUCUCUAGUCCCUUCAGCUACGAGAAUUGGAAAUUUUAUUUUAGCUUUUAUACUGACUUAUCUAGCAGUAACCUUACGACUAGCAAUCAUUUCAAAUUUCCGCCACGCUUUUGGAUACUUAAAUAACCCUUUAAGUACGAUUUGUGCCCCAAAGAAAAGGGUUUUUUUUUGUUUUGUCGACAACAGGUCGUAAAAUUCAAUAACGACCAGAGGAAAACAAAAUAUCAAAUUUAAAAAGAAAGAUAUUUUCACGUCCUCAAAUUACUUAGGGUUUUUUUGGUUUGACCAUGAGUCACUCUCAAAUUUUACCUUUUUUAUAGUUCACGGUAUCCGUGGACCAUAUGAAAAUGAUCUGAAACAUUUUGUAAAUAUGACAAAAGUUGAUAAUUAAGAAGUAGCUAUAUGUUUCUAAUAAUUGUUUUAGUAACCAUGCAUGACGCCUACAGCUCUUCAUACCUUAAAUUGGCAAUACAUAUAUAUUUUGAUAAUUAUAAACUCGAAGUAGACCUUUAUAUUGAAAAAAUUUAAUCAUUAGUCUUUAAGAAAAUCGUGUAAAUUAAUCUGUCAUGGGCAGAUGUAUAUGUAGUAGUAUUUUAAUAAAGGAUUAUGCUAACGUAAGUUAACUGGAUAAUUAUAUUAAAAUUACCUUGAUUGGCA
Stylophora pistillata is the source of this 2440-nucleotide messenger RNA. RefSeq lists its product as uncharacterized. Gene Ontology annotation, cellular component: cytoplasm. The record is from RefSeq and is a predicted model, not a curated record. Gene Ontology annotation, molecular function: protein binding. Lineage: Eukaryota; Metazoa; Cnidaria; Anthozoa; Scleractinia; Pocilloporidae.